GAGAGGCAGGGUGGGGAGGGGAGAGUGAGUGUGUGAGCGUGUGUGUGUGUGCGUUUUACGCACAUUCCUAACCAACAUUCUUCACCAUUAGCCAGAGUUCGCUGCUCGCUCGGUGCGCGGUUUAGCCUCAGCGCUCCCGCGGACUUUCCACGUCCAUGUCUCUUUGUGUCUUGUCGUUAGAGUCAGAGUCAAAGUUGCCAUAUUCAUUAAUCGUGUUGUAUUUAGCGCUGUUGGAUACCGGCGGUACUUUAAUGAUUCAUUAACAAAAAGUUUAAGUUGUUAGGCUUUGCGUUUUGCUCCGCGUGUGGAGAAACCGACCGACAGAGAAUCAAGUUCGUCUGAAAUACAAUUCGUGUGUGAAAGAUAAAGAUUCAUCGUGACUACGCCUCUCCUUCACCACUCAGGCGAAGGACCGAUACCACAGGAGGCCGGCGGGACAGCCACGGCUACCUAAGGGGGCCGCUCCUCCCUCCCUCGUCGGGCGACCGGUGGAGAGACACGCGGGGAGAGAAGCGCGCCGAGAGACGCGCCCGCGGCAUGAAGCCCUGCCCUCCCAUGGAGGCGAGCGACGCGGGCUCGUGCAGCCCCUUCAUCCAGCGCCUGAUCCAGGAGCAGCUGCGCCACGGGGACCCCAACGAGGCGCGCCUCCUCCUCGCCCUACAGCAGCAGGCCGCCAAGGCGGCCGCCGCGUCGCCUUCGUCGUCCGCGUCGUCGCCCGCCGAUCGCCAGGAUCCCCAAGGGCAGGAGGAGGAUGGCGAGACGGAGCCGCUGCCGCCGUCCUAUGCCGAGGCCAAGGCCCUCGCGAUGAGCCGCCAGGCCAACGCUGCCGCGGCUGUGGCAGCUGCUGCUGGCGGCGGUGGCGGUGCCUGCCUGCUGGUGGAGGACUACCAGCGUGCACUACCGGAAGCGGAGCUCUGUGCGAGCUCCCGCGUCUGGCUGGCGAAUGGCGCUCCGUCGUCGUCGCUGUGCGAGGAUGCGGCGGCGGCGGCGAAUGGGAACCUGCGAUCGCUGGGCGAAGUUGCCUCUUUCACCCAGGAGAUUGCGUACGCACAGCCCCACCAGCAGCAGCAACAUUUACAGCAUCUACAACAGCAACAACAACAGCAGCAGCACCAUCUACAGCAUCUACAACAGCAGCAGCAUCUGCAGCAGCAUAUUCAACAGCAGCAUUUUCAGCAGCAGCAGCAGCGUCUGCAGCAGCAGCGUCAGCAGCAGCAGCAGCAGAGGGGCACGGCGGUGGCCAAGGGCCGCCAGGGCGGUUUGAGUCGCGCCGCGUCACAGCUGUGCAGCCGCCAGGCCGUAGGCUGGAGCCGGAUGACGCACAGGGCCUGCUACAGCGACCCCAGCUCCAGGGAGCGCUGGGAGGAGCAGGGGGACGUCGCCCGCGGAGACGGAGCGCCGCGCGAGGCGCGUUGCCCCCCGCGGGCGCCGGCCGACACGGCCUGGCUCCGGGGGGCGGACCCCCCCUCGCAGUUCACGCCGCAGCAAGCCCGGCCUCUGCCCACGCCUGCGUCGAUGCCAACCUUGCACCAGAAUUUCCAGGCACCUCCGGCCCAAAUUCCACCGCAGCAGCAGCAGCCAAGCCUCGGCCUAGCGGAGGUUCGGGCCCAGCGGCUAGGCGAAGCCUUGGCCCAGGAGAACAGACUUUUGCGAGCUCAGUUGGAGGAGCAGAAAGAUAAGAUGUGCCGCUUGGAAAAGUUGGAGAGCGAGAUUUGCCGGCUGUCAUCCGCCUACCACACCAUGGUGGAGUCCUCCAACAAGCGGGAGGCGCUUGAGAAGUCGAUGCGCAGAAAGAUGGAAGCGGAGAUCAAGCGGCUAUCUGAGCUCAACCGCCAACUGAUGGGUGGGGAGGCGCUCACGAGCGAUAGAUGCGCCGCGGAGUUUGAAGGCCGCGUGAGGGAUCUGGAGGAGGCUCUUGGCAUGGCCCGGGAGAAGAACAGUCGGCUGCAGGAAGAGCUGCAGCGGAAGGUUGCCUGUGAGCACAGGGUGGAGACUCUCCAGGCAGCCCUGGCUCAGCUGCAGGCAGCAGCGGGAAAACGAGACGUCAUGGAGCAGAGGCUCAGAAGCCACCUGGAGAAGGAAGUGCAGAGGCUCAAGUUGCAGCAGCGCCCGGCGCCCGGAGCGGACCCCACGGCGGCGACACCGUCGUCGCCCUCGGCGGCGCAGGGAGCCGGCGCCCCGGGCCCUGCGGAGGACGACCUCCCCCGGCUGCGGCGAGCGCUGGAGGAGCAGGAGUCGCGCCUGCUGCAGCUGCAGGCGGAGUCGACGCGCUGGGAGCAGCGCUACCUGGAGGAGCGGGCGCUGCGCCAGUUCACCACCGAGGCCGCCGCCACCGCCGCCACUCACCGGGACACAUCGUCUAUCCUGUGGGAAGAUCGGGCGAGCCCGGUGAGCGACAACAGCGCCGACUUCAACGCGGCUCAACGGCGCUGCGCCGAAAUGGAGAACAGGCUGCGAGGACUUCACUCCCAGCUGCUGGAGCGUGAUGCCGUGAUCCGUGUUCUGCACUCGCGAGCCGGAGUCUGCUCCGAGGCGACGGGUCCAGGCACGGCAAGAGACCUGGACUCGAACCCUCGUCCAACCUCCUCACCAUCGUCACCAUCGUCACCAUCAGCAGCGGCAACAGCUCACAGCCAAGCUCAACUCAAUGGCACAGGGGGUCACGAAGAACCCGGAGCUCCGAGCGGUCGCGACGACGGAAUGAUGGGAGUCACAAUUGGCCGAGAAGCAUCGCGAGAUUCUGGAAUCCUGAUUGGCCAGGAGCCCGAAUGGGCCGGCUACUGCCUCGCGGAUCUGUCCAUGGAGCGAUUCAACCGGGAACGGCAGGAGCACUGCACGCGGAGUGAACUCGCGCCCUCGGCCCCAUCCGCAUCAUCGCCAUCAUCGUCGUCGCCAUCGUCAUCGCCAUCACCGUCGUCGUCCCUCUGCCCCAAGAUGCUGAUUGGUCGAGAGCCGUCACGCGACUCGGGAAUUCUGAUCGGUGACGGCGACGUGGACGAGAGCGAGGGGCGGUCGCAAGGUGUGGCGGCUGCGAUGACGUCGUCGUCGUCGUCGUCGUCAUCGUCUUCGUUGUCGUCGCUGCAGUCCCGCUACCGGUCAAACGCCGGCACGCAAACGGACAAGGGGGUGGCGCAGGACAGGCCUCAGGCUCGUGCAUCGGACACCGUGGAAAUCCUCAUCUGAGGCACCCAGCGGCUUCGCCCCGCCUUAGGGGGCCCUCGGAAAGGCGAAGGCCAAAGGUCAAAAUAAACACGGCGGUGUGCAUAACCGUCGCCGUUGACGGCACUCGGCCAGCAGCGGAAGUUCCUCAUUCCUACGGGCGGGCGGGCGGGGCCCGCCGGUCUUUCCAAAAGAACGACCGCUGCUGGCCUCUCACUCUAAGCAGUACUUAAUUUUAGCCGAUCCGGAGGAAAGAAGAAGAUGAUGGGUCGAGUCGACCUCCUGGUGGGGAUUUGAACUCGUUAAAACCCGAACGAAUAAGCGACUGUUAAUUUUUGCUACCUACGGCUGUGGUGUGAACGGGGCCUCUCUCCCGCCUAAAUGUGUGAACAGUGGAAGGCGAAGGGGCAUCCCUGGAGUCGCUUGAGUCACGCCACCGCUGGUGGAAAAGGGGCCUCCGCCGUGGAGAGCUCGCUCCUGUUCUGCCUUUCGGCCGAGUGUGGAAGCACGUCGGGGCUCUUUUUACUUCGCUCGCUGUUUAAUCAAACAAAAAGAGGACAAAGAUCACUGUUGCCGUCGGCGAGCAGCUAGGAAGGGCCGGCACGGCGCACGAACGGGGUGGGUGGCCAGCGCCACGCGACGUUUACGCAUCGCACCACGUGCAGCGCUAAUUUGAGGCCCAGUCGACCCAGGGGAGGCCCAGGACCGGUUCAGAUAAUCGUCGCUGGGCGACGGCGGCCAUGGGCGGGAGUCGAACUCGGGCGGCCGGGUUCAGAGCGCGGCGUAGCGCUAACCGCCACGCCACCGCUCACCACCACCACCACCACCAACCAACCAACAGCACCAACGCAAUGGUCACCGAAUGAGUUUGCUGAGCAUUGCGAGUUGAACGUCGAGCCUCUCCAGCGUGUCGUUCGACCGUGCCGCGUGGAAACGGCGUCCGACGUUUCGUCUCCCUUCCCCCCACGUGCUUUGGGGGGGAGGGGAUAAGCAUCGCCAACGCCUGAACUGGGAGACCGAACCUAUAUUCGGUUUCCUGAAGAAGGCUCCCAGCACUUGGGAGCGAAACGUCGGACGGCCGCGCCAGAGCCCAAAAACCGUGAAGCACGUCGGGAGGUUGCAGAACGGUGAGAGGACUCCAGGCCGCUCGGCACCGAUGGUUGACCACAAAGUCCGGGUCAUGACACCGCACGGUUGGCAAUAACAACAACAACAAUGUCUUUGUUGCAGUUGUCCUCGAUGCUGCAGUUAUUUGCGUCGUAUUUAACUAUUUAUGUUCAAUCUGUCCUCCGGUGACUCGUGGUCAGAAUGUAUUAUUAUGAUGAUGAUGAUUAUUAUUAUUUUGGGAGGAAGAAAAUGUGGCUGAUGAACGAUUAUAGAGAUUAUUUGGGUCCGUUUGUGCGUUUUGUUUUCUUGCGUUUAUAUAUCGACGCCAUGUGAACUUUAGUGUGCAUUUAAACUCUCGUAAUGUUUUUAGCCUUGCGUGAGGAUGUGUUUUAUGUCAGGAUUAUGGCCCACUUCGCAAUUCGGACUCCAGUGAUGAGUUCACAACCUUUCUUAGGUUGUUAACAUCUUCAGCAGCAGCAGCAGCAGCCACACCAUGAGUUUCAUCUGCUGCGUUUUGUCAACAGUAUUUGUUCAGAGGAUCGACUGGGUCUCACCAUAGGAAUGUGGAAUUUCGCACCAAUGGAGAAGGGCACUUGCCUGCGCUCGUGUAAGCAGGGAGACACCAUGGACUGAACUCAUUUGGAAGUUCCUGAUUUACAUCCCUGAUUUACAUCCCUGAUUUACAUCGCAAAAAAACACGCACAAAGAGAGUUUAAAAGAGAUUCAUAACAUUGUAGAAAUAUCUUUGCCAGUCGCUCACAUUUGCGAACAACCCCGAUUCCUCAGCUGGCCUGAUGAAAAAAGGAUCGCAUCCGUCUGUGUGUUUGUGGGCGCGUGGACCGCGCUUUCGAAAUUCAAAGCGCCCUCGUGCACGUGUCAAUAUGUGAAUGCGAAGGACGCUGCUGCUGCUGAGCGAUUGGAGGCAGUCGCCCUCCAGCAGCAAUGGAGGCCGGAGGAGUGACGCUCGCAACAACGAGCGGAGCACCGAGUGGCUCAAACACAGCAAGUAGGCACAGUCAGGGGGUACAGCUGGUGUGCAUCUACCAGCCGUCUCAGUCGGUCAACCUACGGCACCUGCUGGGUUUGUUCCGAGACCUGUCAGCGAGCCUUCGACGCUUCACAUGGCCCCAAAGUGCACCUGGCCUGGCCCAAGUGCCAUGGUGACGUCGCCGCCGCUUGGUGUUGAACGCCCGUCUGUUGAUCAUAUUUUCAUUGCCUCGAUAUCCGAUUUGUAUCAGAAAUCGAUUACGCUUCACGAUUAUCUGCUCAGAUUUACUGCUACUUGUCAAAUGGCACGAAGAUGGUGAGAGGGGAGCGGUCGAGUCUCGCUGGACGGGGAGCUGAUGGUGACGUCGGCAGUGGGUAAAGUACCGUCGGUUGACGAUGGUAGUUGGAUGAGUUACUCAGCCUCAGCGUCCCGGCCCGGAACUCGAAAAUGGGAAUUGUGGGCCAGACGAUUUGCGACACCUAUUUGUUGUUUCGGCCAAGAAGAAAAAAACAAAACAUUACAAUUUCAGCAAGGUUAUUUAUAUUGUUUAAUGUACGCAUUUGUCGCUUAAUCAAUGUCGGUUUAACGCAUCGACUCGUUCCACGGGACCGCGGGUGCGGUGUCCGGUGGGAGCCCUGCGAGGCGUCACGCUCUGCUGCGCGCGGGGGCGCGUGCGUUGCUGAUGACACUUUCGAUGAGGUUGUGUUGGAGGUGAUGCUUCCAAUCGACGGCAUAUUUAUGAGAACCAAAGAGACGACGCUUUUGUGGCGGCGCUAUCCCAACUUGUGUUUUGAAGGCUUUAAGUAGACUAGGAAUUAUUGUUGUUGGCUCACUUGUCACAUGUAAAAGUGUUUGUCAUUUAGUAAUUGAUGUUGGGGCUAAUCCAUUGCGUGGCCGAUAGAUUAUCGUAACGCUUGUACAGCCUAAGGCGGCCGUGUCGGUAAUAUUUACAGCGGCGUCGCAUUCUCUCUAUAUAUUUUGUAUUCCUAUUCAAAUUUUAGUUUUUUGCAUAUUUAUGUACACGUGCCGUAUUUGUAUUCCAAGUGAUUAUUUCUCCACCGCCGCCUCCCACCACCACCACCACUCACCCACCGCCAGCCCGAUAAUCACGACCGCUUUCUCUUGUUCCGAGCUUGACAACGCGAACAUUUCUCUCCCCCCCCACCCCCACCAUGCGAGCCUCGGCACGGCCGGGUUGGCCCUGCGGUGUCUCUACCACCACCGUCGUCGUGUGCCGACCGCGUGGCUCGGGGGAUUGACGGCCGGGGGCGACGCGCGGUUCAAAUGGCUCGCGAGUGUGGCCCGCGUGGUUCACGCCACAGGGUGGCUAUGAGAUGUUCACUACCUCGCCUGGUAUACAGGAGGUCGCGGGUUCGAUCCCGACACUGAAUACCUUCUGCUGUAUUUUUGGAGUUUGCGUUUCUCUCUGCCCACGGUCGCGUGAAUUUUCCUCCGGGAACUCCGGUUUUUCCCUCACAUUUAGAAUCAACAUCACGCGUUUAGAGUAUUUGACUACUGCUAUAAAUGUCCACACAGUGAUAAGCCACUUCGUUGAGCUGUCAUUCGUGGUGGUAGCCAGGUUGCAAACAAGCGACAUAGCUCAGCGUACCUUAGCUGGUAAAAUACAACGAGUUGAGUAGUUUAGGUUAUGUCGCUCGACAGCCAUCACACUGCUGGCAGACGGGGGGCUCCAGUGAGAGAAGGCGGCCCUCUGCAAAAGGGCCCCGUCCCGUGGCUGUUGUCCUUGGUCUACUCUUCCACGCCGGUCGGGCCGCGUCUUGGAAGACGAGGUGGGAGUAACCGACAACUUCGAAUUACUCUUCUUUGCCUCUCGUCAACGACAUCGGGAAUACGAGAGGCGAGGCUCACGUCGUCAUCAUCGUACAUUGAAACGUUCCAAAUGUUUUAAAACGUCGUAACGAGCGCACUGUCGUUAUGUGUACCUCCUCGGUGUUUUAAACAAUGAUAACGCAAGGGUGGUGGUGGUGGUGAUAGGGAGGGGGUGGUGAUUUAAAUAGUCCAUGGCCCACGUUCCAAAGCAUCGGUCAAAUCUCCGCUGUGCAGAAGCCGCGAGCCCUUCUGUCGUCGUUGGGAGUUCAGCACGAGAGAGGGAAAACGACCAGACGAUUGGCGUGUUUCGUCAGCACUUCACUUCAUAAAUGUUUCCUUCAAAGAAACCCAUCGCAGUAAACUUUGAUGUUCGUGUUGUACGUGCGAGCUUGUUGAUCUUACCGUGUAAUCAUGUUUAACCUAUUUAUCUAUUGCUCCUUGUUAUGAUUGGAACGCUAUUUUAUAGUCCUAAGUUUUAGUCUAAGAACAAAAAGCAUUUCAAUGUGUUUUAUUGUUUUUCAGGCUGGCCAUGCAGUCACAUCAAGUUGAACUUUCGUAUUUACAACCAAACUUGGACAAUGCUCGCGUGUAUUUGGCUUUUGCGACGUAGCCUCUGUGCUUGCAGCGCCUACGUUGAACUUGCUUCGCAACCACACUGCACGUAGCCAACCGUGCGGGGGGGAGGACAACGAGGGGCUGCGUCACAGGGCCGAGUCGACUUGGCUGGUCACAGCGCCGGUCCUCGCGCUCCGCUGCAGCGACAUGCCAGGUUCACCGUGGCAGCAGCGGGGAACGAACGCUCAGGGGCCACUUCGUCGCAAGCGUCGCAAUAAUCGCCGCUGCCGUGCGUGAGAGUGACGGCUCCCUGUCCGUCGCGCACGAUUGCCCCGCGAGCGUGCGAGUGCUUCGUGCGUGAAAGUCGCGUCGCGAACCGCGGCGUCGAAGCCGUCGGCUUCUCCGAGUGCAGUAUUUAAUUCGCUGUCCGCUUGCUUCGUGGCCGCGGGCCCCAACCGCGUGGCCACGCUCUGGCCCCGCUGUACGGGGCAGAGGCGUCCGUUCGUUUGUCCGUUACGGCUAUCAAUAAAUUAUUUAUUAUUGAAGAAA
Molecule: messenger RNA, 8188 nt
Organism: Petromyzon marinus (sea lamprey)
Lineage: Eukaryota; Metazoa; Chordata; Hyperoartia; Petromyzontiformes; Petromyzontidae
Biological process (GO): angiogenesis; regulation of cell migration; actin cytoskeleton organization
Cellular component (GO): plasma membrane; cytoplasmic vesicle; bicellular tight junction
Source: RefSeq, a predicted model, not a curated record